Messenger RNA from Ananas comosus (pineapple), 529 nucleotides. RefSeq names its product probable LRR receptor-like serine/threonine-protein kinase At3g47570. NCBI's taxonomy places the organism in Eukaryota, Viridiplantae, Streptophyta, Magnoliopsida, Poales, Bromeliaceae. Gene Ontology annotation, biological process: protein phosphorylation. The transcript has a single exon. The annotation marks the transcript as partial. Gene Ontology annotation, molecular function: ATP binding; protein kinase activity. The record is from RefSeq and is a predicted model, not a curated record.
UCGGUUUAUAAAGCAGCCAUGAACUAUGAAGAUGCCAACAUCGUCGCGGUGAAAGUGCUUAACCUUCAACAGCAUGGGGCUUUCAGGAGUUUUAUGUCUGAAUGUGAGGCCCUGAGAAGCAUUCGACAUCGAAAUCUUGUCAAAAUUCUAACUUCAUGCUCUAGUUUGGAUCACCACGGUAAUGAUUUCAAGGCCUUGGUUUUUGAGUACAUGCCUAAUGGGAGCUUAGAAGAGUGGCUACAUCCAAAUGCAUGCCAGAAUAGGCCAUUCAGAACCCUAAGCCUAAUCCAGAGAUUGAACAUAGCUGUCGACGUAGCCUCGGCAUUAGAGUAUCUACAUCACGGAGGGUCCGUGCUGAUUGUUCACUGUGAUCUUAAGCCCAGCAACGUCCUUCUCGACAAUGAAAUGACGGCGCACGUGGGCGAUUUCGGGUUAGCAAAGUUUCUACGGCAACCGCCUGACGAAUCAUCUAAGCAUUCAUCUACUAGCACUGUGGGAAUCAAAGGAUCUAUUGGUUAUAUUCCUCCAG